This is a messenger RNA of Pseudozyma flocculosa PF-1, 1176 nucleotides long. RefSeq lists its product as uncharacterized. Gene Ontology annotation, cellular component: plasma membrane. The record is from RefSeq and is a predicted model, not a curated record. Gene Ontology annotation, molecular function: water channel activity; glycerol channel activity. The coding region runs from base 1 to 1176 and encodes 391 amino acids. Gene Ontology annotation, biological process: glycerol transmembrane transport; water transport. Lineage: Eukaryota; Fungi; Basidiomycota; Ustilaginomycetes; Ustilaginales; Ustilaginaceae. The transcript is spliced from 2 exons.
AUGUCUGAAACGAACCCGCUCCUGGCGGGCCGGGAUGGCCGUUCGCCCUCUUCCUCGUCCUCGACGCACGCCCGCUCGCGACCCUCGUUCAACCUCGGCGUGCGACGUCCCUCGCACUCCUACCGCCGUCCGAGCCGCAGCGACAGCCUGAGCAACGCCGAAGUCCACCCGGACCCCAACCACGUCGAGCCGCUCCUCCCCGCCUCGGCCCCACACCCCGACCAGGAGACUCGACUGCACAGGCCCAAGUGGUGGAGGAAGGACUACCUCACCGGCGAGCCCAACGAGUGGGCCAAGUUCCGAUACAUCUGGAGAGAGGAGUUUGCCGAGUUCUGGGGCACGUUCAUGAUCCUCCUGUUUGGCGCGGGCGUCGAGUGCCAGGUCAACCUGCACUACGCCUCGAGCGUGCGCACCUCGAGUGCAUUCGGCUCCUACCUCUCGGGCCGACUGGCCUGGGCCGCGGGCGUCUCGAUCGCCUCCUGGGUCUCGGGCGGCAUCAGCGGCGGGCACUGCAACCCGACAGUCACGCUGUGCCUAUCCCUCUACCGAGGUUUCCCUCUCCGAAAAGUGCCCUGGUUCAUCCUCUCGCAGCUCCUCGGCGCCACGGCAGCCUCGCUGGUCGUCUACUUCAACUACUUCCACAGCAUCUCGCUCUUUGAAGGCGGCUCGGCAUCGCGCACCGUCGUUGGGCCGCACGCCACCGCGCCCCUCUUCUUCACCUUCCCCGCGCCCUACCUGCCGUGGUACUCGGCCUUCUACUCCGAGUUCCUCGCCAGCGCCACGCUCGUCAUGGCCAUCUUUGCGCUGUCGGACAAGUCGAACCUCGCGCCGCCCAAGGGCACGCAGCCCUUCGCCGUCUUCCUCGUCCUGCUCGCCAUCGGCAGCUCGUUGGGCUUCGACACCGGCUACGCCAUCAACGGCGCGCGCGAUACCGGGCCAAGGAUCGCCCUCUGGCUCGUCGGGUACGGCAGCCGCGUCUGGACCCACGAUGGCUUCUACUGGCUCUGGGCACCUUGGAUCGCCUCCAUCUCCGGUGGCACCCUCGGCGCUGCCCUCUACGACCUCUUCAUCUACACCGGCCGCGACUCGCCCGUCAACCGACCCAGGGUCGACCGAGCCUCGCUCGACGAGGGCGGCCACCAGCCCGUCUUUGGCGGAGUCGACGAGGAGGAUUAG